GUUUUGGAGCGCGGCUCUGCGGUGACCCGGAUGUAGCGGCGCACUGCCUCCACUCGUCUGAUCCUCUUAUCAGCGACAAGGCGCUCGAGAUGGAUGUUGUCAACCAGCUGGUCGCCACCGGGCAGUUCACAGUCUUCAAACAGCCAUUAGGAUUUAUCAAAGUCUUACAAUGGUUCUUUGCCAUCUUCGCGUUCUCCACCUGUGGCGGUUACUCUGGAGAGUUACGUCUGAGCGUGGAGUGUAAGAACCGCUCAGAGAGUGACCUGAACAUUGAGAUUGAGUUCAGCUACCCGUUCAGACUGCACCAGGUAUGGUUUGAUGCUCCUACGUGUAAAGGGCUGGAGCCUGAACGCCUGUUUCUGGUGGGAGACAACUCUUCCUCUGCGGAGUUCUUUGUCACCAUUGGUGUCUUUUCCUUCCUUUAUUCAAUGGCAGCCAUUUCUGUGUACAUCUUCCUCCUGGAGAAAUACCGUGAGGGAAACAGAGGAGCUCAGGCUGAUUUUGUGGUGACAGCUAUUUUCACCUUUAUGUGGUUGGUGAGUUCAGCGGCGUGGGCCAAGGGUCUCUCAGAUGUGAAGAGUGCCACUGACCCUGAUGAGAUCAUCGACCUCAUCCCUGCAUGUGACCACGAGGAAAACCGCUGCAAAGAAAUCCACGAGCCCGUGGUGUCCGGCCUGAACACAUCCGUGGCGUUUGGCUUCUGUAAUAUGGUGCUGUGGGCAGGAAACCUGUGGUUUGUCUUAAAGGAAACCGGCUGGCUUGCAGCCUUUGCCGGCACUUACAUGCCCUCAGGACAGAAGCAGCCAGCUCCAGACACCUCAGGCCAAGGCUAUGGACAAGAGGGUUAUGGCCAGGACCCUUACGCCAGCACUCAGAGCGGGUACCAGCCCGACUACAGCCAGCAGGGCGGUGGAUACGAAGGCGGAGGCUACAACCAGUAUGGUCAGGGGGAGCCCACCUCCUUCUCCAAUGAGAUGUGAGCUCCAGCUCUGCACUGAUCACAGCAAGAGGACAGUCAUGUGAUCAGCCAGCAUGAAAAUACUAGCAAUGUUUCCUCUCUCUUCAGUCUUUCUUUAUGAUCAGUGGGUUUAAAGGGAAGGGGUGGGUGAGGGCUAAAGCACAUUUAAGAAAUGUUAGCAAGGUUGUUACUAAAUCAUAGCCAGGAGAAAACGCUUUGGACCCAGGAGGAAGUGAGGAUCCUGAUUUCAACAUACUGUCUAUCACAUCGAAUCCAGCGGGAGAUCAUCUGUCCUGUAAUGAUGAGGAAAAACUUGAAUAUGCUACCAAAAAGAUCAAUUAAA
Messenger RNA from Carassius auratus (goldfish), 1301 nucleotides. RefSeq names its product synaptophysin b (gene sypb). The transcript has 8 exons. Gene Ontology annotation, cellular component: synaptic vesicle; presynaptic active zone; synaptic vesicle membrane. Lineage: Eukaryota; Metazoa; Chordata; Actinopteri; Cypriniformes; Cyprinidae. The coding region runs from base 90 to 980 and encodes 296 amino acids. The record is from RefSeq and is a predicted model, not a curated record.